CCAUACAUCUUAAGCCUACAAUGUUGACUCCUCAAAGGAGGGGCUGGGUCUGUCCUGCUCCCCAUGGGAACCUCAGCAUCCAGAACAGCACCCAUCUCCACGUGUCCCUGCGCCUGGUGGCAGCCAUAUGGAAUGGGAGUACCAGGAGCAUCCAUGGCCUGGGUGGGGCAGUGGCCCCAGAGGGCAAUCAGAAGAAGACACUGCUCCAGUUCUUGGCUGAUUACUUCUAUGAUGUGCAGUUUCUGAGGGAGUACAUGCUCCAAAAUCAGAUGUUGAAAGUGCGCAAGAAAAAUCGAUCCCUCGCCCACAUUUUGGAGACUUAUGGCCCAUACGUCACAGGUGCCUUUUUCAUCCUGAAUCUGGGAGGUGCGGUCAGGUUUCAGAACAAAGAAUGGAUCAGGCCAAAUGAGCGUGGCCAUUUCUCUCUUGAGUUCUUGAAGUUUCAGGAGGUACCGAUAGAGGCUGUGGAUGCCAGUGGUUGUGACAUCAACUACGAGGGCCUGGAUAACCUCUUGUCCCUGAAGGAGCUCCAGUCUUUGUCGCUGCAGCGCUGCCCCCAUGUGGACGACUGGUGUCUCAACCACCUCUACCCUCUGGCCAACUCCUUGCAGGAACUGUCACUGGCCGGUUGCCCACGAAUCUCUGAGCGGGGCCUUGCGUCCCUCCACCACCUCCAGAACCUCCGAAGGCUGGACAUCUCAGAUCUCCCUGCUGUGUCCAACCCAGGCCUCACUCAGAUCUUGGUGGAGGAGAUGCUACCCAACUGCAAGGUCGUGGGGGCUGACUGGGCACAGAGCCUAAAGUUGGAGCCAGAGGAUCAGCCUCAGGACAGAGCCAACCCAGUCCCCACCUAGCUUUCAGCACCCACCCCCAACUCCAGUAGGAUCUCAGUGGAAUGGCUGAAAGCUCACAACACUCCUAGCUUCCAGUUGGGAGUCGGGGUAUGGCACUCACAGAUCAGAGGGAAGGAAAGCAUGAAGUAGAGUAUGUAUUCCUGGCUGUUCUUGGCUAAAGGUCACAGCAUGACACAAUGACAGCAGCCCAUCCCACAUACCUCUCCUUCCCUGCCUCUUCAGACCUGGGGAGGCUUGGCUUGGCUAUAAGGAGCCCCAGGGAGCUGCACUCAUCUUCAUGGUUUCCCCACAUCUGGCCCACACCUUGUCAAAAAGACUCUUCGCAAAUUGUCCUCAUUUGAGUAUACAAACAUUUCUUUCAGAGACCCUGACUGAUGGGGCGGUGUGGGUGGGGGGUGUCUGCUACUGUCACUUCACAGGGAUGGCUCUUCCCUGUGAGACUGUUCUGCUCACUGUACAAUGCACAGCAUCCUUGGCCCACACUUACUAAAGGCCCAAGUCCCACAGUGUUGCCCAUUAUUGAUUCAGUGACCUUCAGCUCCCAAUUCAACAUGUUUGUCCGCUCUGUGAAAAUGGAUCUGAGCCUUGGACAUAUUUUCUCUUUGCUAACGUGGCAGGCUUUGUCAGUAGAGGGCGUGUGAGAGAUACUAUAGGAGGAAAGGAAUUUUCUUCCUGGUUCCUGUUGAGUGUGCUCCAGUGUCUGGGUCCUAUAGCACGUGGCUUCCCCUGACACCCAGCUCCUGAAGUGCCAGAUGGCCAGUAGCUGCCCCAGACACACUCCACCCCCAGUGUUUCCGCAGUGGGUACAGUGCCUCCACUGAAGCACCUUUCUAUGAGUAACUGUCCCCAGCACACCAGAUGGAUUUCCAGUCGAUUCAGAGGCAUUUUUACCAAUAAAUCCCUCAUUAUUCCCAGAUACUAUUAAUGUUUAAUGAUUUAUAUUAAACUUCUCCUGUUCAAGUUACUGUGUAGUUUUUCUCCCAAUUGGACCCAGAUAGAUACAGAAUUGGUACCUGGAGUGUUUCAGGUGAUGGACUCAUAAGAUAGUAUUCAAGGUAGGUUUGAUUGUGCCUCUGGGCUUGAGCAGUGCUGAGCUCUUGCUGUUGGGAAAGAGGGUGCUAGAAACCCACGGCAAUCCAUCACAAUCCAGCUACCACCUGUGGCUGACCACAGUAAGGGGCCAGCUGAAGCCCUUGUAGCUACUGUGUAUGAUAGCUGUAGCAUUGGUAACAGUUCUAAAGACCAGGGUGUCAGACGGAACUCUGGAGUGCCCUUGAGUGUUUACAAAUAGAGAGUGUCAAAGUUGGGUCUGUUAGCCCUACUAUGAAGCUAAAUUAUAGCUUUCACAUGAAGGCUAUAACCCAACUAUAGCACAAGACUAUGAGGAAAGGGCCAAGGAAGGGCAAGGGGGGUGUUAGGGUGGAGGGAGGGUAAUGGGUGGGGCCACACCUAUGGUGCAUCUUAGAAGGAGUACGGGCGAAACUUACUAAAGGCAGAAUACGAAUGUCUACAUACAAUAACUAAGAAAAUGCCAUGAAGGCUACGUUGAACAGUUUGAUGAGAAUAUUUCAGAUUGUAUGUGAAACUAGCACAUGGUACCCCUUGAUUGCACUAAUGUACACAGCUAUGAUUUAACAAUUAAAAAAAAAAAAAAAAAGUUGGGUCUGUUAACUUAGCUCUGGGAACUAGAGAGCUUCCAUGACAGGCCCAAAAGUUUACAUCUUUGGAAGGGCGUCAUCUGGCUGGACCCAAAGUAGACAGGCAAUCUUGAAAAUUAAGUCACCCUGAGCUUCCCUUACCAGUGUACGAGGCACCAGCCUUCCUGUGCGAGACUUCGUGAUGACCUCACCAUGGGGCAGAUUUCUUGAAAGAGGGUAUCCGUCCUUAAGAUUCACCACAAGUGCCCUCUGCUAUCACUAGACCCAUAUAUACCUAGGAUCAAUCUCAGCUUGCAACAGGGGUACAGGUACCCACUAGGACUCAGGAAGGAGCAGCUUAUACACUAAAAGAACAAGACUUUCAAAUAUAUGUAUGGUCAGAAACCUGGGGAAUGUGUGCAGAGGGGAUCUUAGGUUCUUAGGCCAGUAAGGGUGGAUAUAACACUAGCCCAGGCCUAAUUUACUGGCAUAAGUGCGCUCACUAGAUUUAGUGGGUUACCUUGUAUAGCUGGAAGUGGUUCUAAUAGCUUGCUUGGUUGGCUAACCAGAACUUGGACCUAAGAGUAGCCCUGCAGUUAAUGAGACUGAGAGACCAGAACUGCCCUAAUGUAACAUGGAUGAGGGGAAUCCAAAGGCUGAGGGAAACAGAAAUGUUGGAUUUGCCCUGCAUACCCACCCCCCAAUUACGUUCCCUAGGAUAGCACCUCUUGCCAGCCAAUCCCUCAUUACAUCAAUUCCAUCCAUGUUAUAGUUCAUCAUUCUAUAUGCUGAACUUUCCCCUGUUCCAACUGCUGUGUAGUUUCUCUCCUGAUUGGACCCAGACCGAUGCACAAAGGAAAAAGAACUACACACCCCGAGACUUCCCAACAUCCCCAGGAGACAAUGCUGCCACUGGUCAAGGACCUCUGUACCCCUGGGAGAAGCUAGAUGAGCCAGGAGAGCUGGGGGGUGGAGGGGUGGACUCCCUCCCAGCUCUAGAUCAGGUGGGCCUGCACACUCUAAGCACUCAGUCCCCUGCCCCCAGCCCGACUGUCAUUUCCCACACUAGCUUUUAGGCCAGCAGUUCUCAACCUGUGGGGUCGUGACCCUUUGUAACAAUGAAAAUACAUCCUGCAUAUCAGAUAUUUAUAUUAGGAUUCAUAACAGUAACAAAAUUACAGUUAUGAAGUAGCAACGUAAAUAAUUUUAUGGUCGGGAGUCACCACAACAUGAGGAACUGUAUUAAAGGGUUGUGGCAUUAGGAAGGUUGAGAACCACUGUUUUAGGCAAUUAGUAUUCACCACUUCCUCCCCAUUCUCCUCCAGCUGUUCCUGUGGGCUUCAUUAUUCAAACUUGGGGGGAGGAAAUCAGGCUGGGACAGAUAAAAAACUGCCGCUGACAGAGUGGGUACCUACGAUGAAGAGUCCCUCCACAAACCAGGGUGGAGUGACGGCCUAGGCUUAGUGGGGGUCCUUCAUAUCCCACCCCAGGUCCUGGGAGUUUCCCAGACACCUGACGCAGCCCCAGUGGCAGAGGUCUCUGGGGCUGGGGACGGGUUAAUGUAAACACAGGCAGACACCCUCUCCUGCCCCUGGGGUGCCGGAUGUGAGUGUUCCUGGAGUCACGGUACUGCUUGGGGAGGGGCAGAGCCCCAGGGCAGGCUGGCUUCAGGGCUGGAGGUGGGGAGAUUCCCACCCCAUUGGGCUGAAAGCCCAGGCUCGAAGGGGAUGGAGUUCCACCCUCUGCCCUCCACCUGCCUCUCUAAAUCUUUCCCUGAGCACCCGAGAGGCUUCCUGGCCACUCUCUCUCUUUCUAGAUUUCUCCAUCUUCCUCCUCUCCCUUCAGCUCUCUCCAUCCCCUUGCUCUCUCCUCUCUCUGCUGCCUGCACUCUGAGGUCUCCCUGCCUGUCUUCCCUCUCCACAAUGUCUCUGGCUCUCUCCUACUCCUCACGAGCCCCUUUCUCCACUCCCCUACCCUGACGCCUGGCUGCAAAAACAAACAUCCCUAUCACAGGCGGGCCAUCCAUCCCCACUCAGCACAUUCACUGCCACCACCCACCACGGCCUCCUUGCCACGGGCCCAAUGCCAGCCUCUGGUCAC
Molecule: messenger RNA, 4591 nt
Organism: Nycticebus coucang (slow loris)
Lineage: Eukaryota; Metazoa; Chordata; Mammalia; Primates; Lorisidae
Gene: DMAC2
Product: distal membrane arm assembly component 2
Exons: 7
Coding region: 21-854 (277 amino acids)
Source: RefSeq, a predicted model, not a curated record